CUGGCCAUGAAUCUUCCGACUUGGCAUAGUGAGUUCUUGAAUCAUUCUUCUAUCCUUCCUGUAUACCCAUAUCCGCCUUGAAGACGUAUUCAGCAGGACAACAUCGCUAAGAGGAGGGCCCAAAAGUGGAGUUAGACCAUAUCAAUCCAGCAGUCAUGCGUGACGAGGGCGACCAGCUUGAGAGCUACCACGAUGAGACACCACUCGCUGCUUCCGAUGAUGAUACAUUAUUACGGUCGACAUCAAUCGAUGAUCCGGUAGACGAUGACACUCCUCGACAAUACCCAUGGAUGCAAAGAGUCAGCGACAACAUACCAUCACCAUUAAAACGCAUAUCGAGCGCCGUCGUUACAUGGGCCAAGGGGCCUCAACCUCCGAGGAUAUAUAAAAUUGAGCCCUUCUUCCCAAGCAUACAACAUGCGCCCCUCGCCCUGUUGGACCGCUAUGCUCCGAAGAAGAUGCAACGAUUCUGGCUUCUGUUCGUCUUCUACAUCUGCUGGAUCCUCUCAUUCGCCUUGAUACUACACAAAUCCUCCUUCGCCGCCGACGUUCAAGAUUAUGGUUCGCCAGUAAGAUUGGGAUGUACAGCAAGAUAUUGGAAUGACGGCAACGGCUGUGGCAUUAAUGGUGACCAAUGCCGUCCAUUCUCCAAUGCUUCUCUUCCAUUCCGCUGUCCAGCAGGUUGCAUCAAGACCCAAGUCCUAUUCCCUCACGCGGUUGGAGAUCAGGAAGUCGUAUACAAGCCUUUGGUCAUUGGUGGCCCUACAAAUAAGAGCGAGCCUAUUUCAAGUACCGUCUAUCGAGGCGACAGCUUUAUAUGUGGUUCUGCCAUCCAUGCAGGCUUCAUCAAGAGCGAACAAGGUGGAUGUGGUGUCCUCAAACUUACAGGAGAUCGACACUUCUUUCCCAGCGUAAAGCAACACGGUAUCGACAGCAUCGGUUUCGAGUCAUACUUUCCGCAGUCGUUUCAAUUCGUUGAGGGUACUCAAUCGCAGUGUAAAGAUUUGAGAUGGCCUUUACUCGCCGUGUCUGUAUUCUUUACAGCUAUGCUAUCCAUCUUUACCACUUCUCCGGCCGUGUUCUUUUGGUCCAUCUUUGUUGGAUUGUUCUUCCAAACUGGACUGGCUUCCGAUCCACCAAACCUGACCGACUAUUAUUCUCUCAUCUCGACAGCAUUAGGUCGCUUUCUUCCCGCUGCUUUCGUCAUGGCAAUCAUUUACCGCUAUGCUGUGCGCUACUCUCUCACAGGCUUGACAGCACAAUUCGAAAAGACAAUACUUUGGCUCGGCGCAGCAUGGGUGGGUGCACUGAACAACUACACCUUUGACCGCAUUCCUAUUCAACGCCUUACACCCCAUGAUAUCAAGGCCCAGCCUGGCGCCAUACCAGCACUCAUCUCCAUCGUCCUCAUCAUCUUCUUCAUCGCUCUCGGCCAAGCAUACGCUUUCCGUGUAGAAGGCAGAAUGCCACGCUACCUCGUCGUCUAUGGUCUUUUCGUUGGUGGCAUUCUUCUCCUUGUCGCAGUUCCCGGUAUGAGUCUACGAAUUCACCACUACAUCCUUGCGAUUUUGUUGCUGCCAGGAACGUCUUUCCAAAACCGCCCAAGUUUGCUUUAUCAAGGUUUACUUUGUGGUUUGUUUAUCAAUGGUAUUGCACGAUGGGGUUUCGAUUCUAUCUUGCAGACGCCUGGAGAAUUACUUUCCGACGCGCCGCAGAAUACUAUGCUUCCACCUGUUCUGCCUCCAGUGGUUGGCGCCAAUAACAUUACCUUCACGCUUGGUCCUGUUCCUCCAGCACACCCGAAAAAGAAUACGCCAACCUACGAUGGCAUCUCUAUACUGGUCAAUGAUGUAGAAAGAUUUCGAGGGUAUGCUGACUACGAUGCGGAAGGGCUUUGGGAAUCUGAUGGGACUAGGCAGUGGACUUGGCAAAGGCAUGAUGGAGAGCUACCUGAAUAUUUCAGAUUUGCUUACAUGGCUGGCAAUGGUGUGGGAGAUUAUACUAAAGCAGGAAGCUGGUUGACCAAUGGGACUUGGAUUCCUAUGAAAGGUGGUCCAUCGUAGGUGUUUUCUGAAUUAUAGCGAAUGAUAUCUAAACAAUUCCCCCUACGUCUUCACGAUGGUGGUUUUGAGCUCUGCUAGGUAUCGAGUAUCAGUAAUGGCAUCUCGCGUCUUGCCAUCUAUCAUUGACGCACA
Molecule: messenger RNA, 2195 nt
Organism: Aureobasidium pullulans EXF-150
Lineage: Eukaryota; Fungi; Ascomycota; Dothideomycetes; Dothideales; Saccotheciaceae
Exons: 1
Coding region: 156-2063 (635 amino acids)
Source: RefSeq, a predicted model, not a curated record